CCCAACCCCCCUACUUUUAUCAUUUCUAUUUGCAUUGAUGCUCCAAAGCGGCUGCAUCUCUUCUGUCGAUCUGGCUUCCAUCAUCCCGUAGCCAUUCUGGACGCUUGUGUUUUUCCUAAAUAGCCUCAUCUCAACAACAUAGGCUGUCAUGGCUGAGAACUACCAAGUGUUGGAGGAGUUGGGCAGUGGUAGCUUUGGCACCGUAUACAAGGCCAUUGAGAAGACGACGGGAGAGCUCGUCGCCAUCAAGCAUAUUGACCUCGAGCAGAGCACCGAUGAAAUACACGAGAUACAGAGCGAGAUAUCCCUGCUGAGCACCUGUCUCAGUCCUCAUGUCGCACACUACAAGACAAGUUUUGUGAAGGGUGUCAAGCUAUGGAUCGUCAUGGAGUACUUGGGGGGGGGAUCCUGUCUAGACUUGAUCAAACCUGGACCAUUUGGGGAAGCCCAUAUUGCUAUUGUGUGCCGAGAGCUCCUUCUCGGCCUUGACUAUCUGCACACAUCGGGGAAGAUCCACCGAGACAUCAAAGCCGCGAACAUUCUUCUCUCCCAAUCGGGCAAGGUCAAGAUUGCCGACUUCGGCGUCGCAGCUCAGCUCACCAACAUCAACUCACAACGCUUAACCUUCGUUGGAACCCCGUUCUGGAUGGCGCCAGAAGUCAUUCAAGAGGCCGGUUAUGACUAUAAAGCCGACAUUUGGUCUCUUGGAAUUACCGCCCUCGAGAUGGCCAACGGCGAACCACCGCAUGCCGGUCUGCAUCCCAUGAAGGUGCUUUUUGCGAUUCCAAAGACCCCUGCUCCGCGCCUGGAGGGCACCCGGUGGAGCAAAGACUUCAAAGAAUUUAUAUGUCAGUGCUUGAUCAAAGACCCUGACCGGCGAGCGUCAGCAAAGGAGCUGCUCCGGCAUCGGUUCAUCCAACGAGCUGGGAAAGUCGAAGCUUUGCGCGAGUUGAUCGAGCGAAAACAACUGUAUGAUGCACAGGAAGAACGUACCUCCCACCCCAAGUAUUACGAGGAGACAAUGGUUGAUGUCUCUCCACGAUUUGAGCAAGACGAGUGGAUCUUUGACACAAUUAAACAAGCCACCGUCGCUCCUGCCCGCCACUCUGCUAAACGCCGUAAGAUGGCGCGCAUUCCAUCCAGCGAAGCUACCGCUUGUGCAAACAUGAUGCAGCGCAUGGAUCUCAGCGCAGCACCCCUCGGGACUGUGUCCAACUCUCCAGUCCCAGAAUCUUGUCGCCAGUCACUCUCUCGCAAGUCCUCUGCUACUACAGCCAUUCGUGUAUCUUCAGGUUCGACACCAACUGCUCGUCGAGUCAAUAACCAACCUCAGGCGCCGAAGCAACCGCUUGGAGUCGAUCUCUCAUUUGGCAACUCCCCAUCCACUGUACGACAAUUUAAACGCGUUUCGUCUGUUGAGCAUCGAAGCGCUCUUGCGUCUAAUCCUCCUAAUAGCGCCUUCGUUCCGAAUCCCCAAGCUCAGACUUUCCGCCCAUCGCCGCCGAACUCCGCUCACCCUCUAGAUAUUAACAAUGAGAAUGAAUCUCCUGCACAUUACCCUCUGACGCCGGUCACGAGGGAUGCCCUUUACGGAAGGCGAGCAUAUAGCAAGGUUCUUGACUCUGUAUUCCAAGAAGCUCAUGCCCAGUCGGGCUCUGAGCAUCAGCGUGAAGCUAUGGCACGAGUUGCACAUGCCUGGUCGCAGCUUGAUCAGGUUGAUCCACAAGGCGAAUAUCUCCUCUUGAAGGCAAUGAUCGACAGGCUACAAGGUGAUUCAAGACUCGCUUCUGCCCUCGGCAUUAGCGCCUGUCCUAUUUCAACUCCUAUCAAGCACAACACAAAGGUGAGCGACACCAGCCUCAGCGGUUCCACUGUGCACGGCACUAGCACUACGCGUAUCCGGUCCAACACGACGAACCACUCUACACCCUCGAUGGACUCGUCAUUCGAGAUUAAUCCAACCCUGCCACCGACUUCCGUACUCGCCCCACUGUCUACUCCCAACGGCAAUUCCUCGUCUCCGCAAAAGGGUCCACGACUACUUCUAGCCCAAAACAAUCCACAUCUGAAGUCCCACCGUCGCCGUCAAAGCGCUAUGAUUGGAGGUGAUAAUGUCUUUGGCGUUGAUGUGUUUGCAGGCUUGGAUGAGAAGAAACUGCCGGGUCACGUGGAACGCGGGAUGGAGUCUCACGGCCUAUUAGCAGAUGUUUUGUAUGGGCGAUGGAUGGAGGGCUUGAGGAGUAGGUGGCCCUUGGCGUAAUCGCGAGCUUCACAUAGAUAGUAGGUGUGAAUAUUUGGAUAUUCUGUUGUGGCGACAGUGAAUUGUUUCCGUCCUUGAAUUCUGUCACUACAUCCGAUCAUCAUCACCUCCUUGAUCUAGUUUGACCCAUGAGGUCAAUAAGACCAGAUGUCUAAGAGAGUCUGGGCUAGUUCAUUUUUCUAUCAGUUUCUGGGCAUCAUUCUAACAUUCGGAUGUUUGCAUAUUAUAUUUAGUUCAAGGCUAAUCAGCUUGUCAUGGACGCGUUAUGAUUCCCACGAAUGCCUCUUUUUUUGCAUGUAGAAUACUUCGCAUUCAUACCGGAGCUUUAGGGUUUUUGUAAGCAUAAUCAUG
Lindgomyces ingoldianus is the source of this 2611-nucleotide messenger RNA. Its product is annotated as Pkinase-domain-containing protein. Gene Ontology annotation, molecular function: protein kinase activity; ATP binding. The transcript has 4 exons. The record is from RefSeq and is a predicted model, not a curated record. Bases 149 to 2260 code for a protein of 703 amino acids. NCBI's taxonomy places the organism in Eukaryota, Fungi, Ascomycota, Dothideomycetes, Pleosporales, Lindgomycetaceae. Gene Ontology annotation, biological process: protein phosphorylation.